AUGAAUAACUACGCACAAAAAAAUAUCGUUAAAGCGAAAAUUGAAUUAUCGGGUCUAAGUUGCUCUAGUUGUGUUCGGUCAAUCGAACAAAAUUUAGAGAAAUUACCAGGUGUCGUGAAGAUAUAUGUAAAUUUGUUGUUGAGUAAUGCUACUUUGGAAUUUGAUCCGACACAAAUUACACUCGAUCGAAUUACUCGAGCUAUUAGAGAUGCUGGGUAUAAAGUUGAAAAUGUUAAUAGCGGUAACAACAAUAAUAGUUCUAGUUCAUUAUCAGCAUCUCUACCACCCCAAAAAAUCCCGAACAUUAAUAUAACAACCAUGCCACCAUCAACGUCAACUCAUUCAACGCUUACAAUGGCAAAUGCACGAUUAGAGAUAACAGGAAUGACGUGUGCGUCAUGUGUUAGUUCGAUACAAACAGCAAUAGAAAGCUUGGACGGAGUGGAAAACGCGCAAGUAAAUUUACUCACCAAUGAAGCAACGGUAAAAUACAAUCAACAUAAAAUUGGUACGCGUGAUUUAGUUGAAGCAAUCACAGAAGUUGGAUUUGAAGCUAAAAUAAUACCGUCGACCACAAAAAAUAAUAAUCUCGGAAACACGAUACGAGAACGUGCAGAAAGAGAGCAACGACGAUUAAAAGGUCGAUUUCUCGCAUCACUUUGGUUCGCUAUACCCACUUUCAUAAUUUCAAUGAUAUUUAUGACCGCUCUACCAAUCUCCAAUAAUGUACGCAUGGCAUUCAUGAAACAACUCAUACCGGGAUUAGAAGUGGGAACACUGAUACUUUUCUUAUUAGCAACACCUGUCCAAUUCUAUCUCGGUGGUCCAUUCUACGUGAAAGCAUGGAAAUCAUUAUAUUAUGCGCGUGUUGCAAAUAUGGAUACACUGGUGACAAUCGGCACGACAAUCGCGUAUGUCGGAUCAAUUGUGAAUGUUGCUGUCCCGAUAGCAUAUAAAGAUGAUCGACCAAGGCAACAGUUCUUCGAAACUAGUGUUUUAUUAAUCACGUUUAUAUUGUUGGGAAGAUGGAUGGAAGCAAAAGUAAAGGGAAAAACAUUCGAGACUAUAACGAAAUUAAUGGAAUUACAACCAGAUAAAACGACUUUGGUGAAAUUUAUUCAAAAUGGACAAACUGAUGAUUCGUUUACUGAACAUGAAAUCGAUUCGGAUUUAAUUCAAAGCAAGUUAUUUGAUCAUAUAUUAUUAGAUUUUAAUUUAGCGUUGCUCGAUGAUAUACUUAAAGUAAAUGCGGGAGGAAGAAUUCCAUGCGAUGGGGAAAUAUAUCGUGGAACAACGACAUUAGACGAGUCAACGAUAACUGGUGAAUCAAUUCCCGUAUCAAAAGGAGUUGGUGAUAUCGUAAUAAGCGCAACAGUAAAUCAAACAUCAACAAUUUGGAUAAAAGCAACAAGAGUUGGUACAGAUACAACAAUAUCACGUAUAAUAAAUCUCGUACAAGAAGCACAAUCAAGUAAAAAAGCACCGAUCGAAGAAUUCGCUGAUAAAAUAUCACACAUCUUUGUCCCAGUUGUGAUUGGAAUAGCAUUGUUAGUGUUCAUAGUGUGGGUUGGAUGUGGUGGAACUGGUAGAAUCCCAAGUGAUUGGUUAGACAAAGACCAAAAUUAUGUGAUGUUUUCAUUAUUUUUUGCUAUUUCUGUGAUGGUAAUAGCGUGUCCUUGUGCGAUGGGUCUUGCUUCACCAACUGCGAUCAUGGUAGGCACAGGAAUAGCAGCAAAGCUUGGAAUCUUGAUAAAAGGAGGCGGAGAAGCGAUUGAACUAACAAACAAAAUGGAUGUGAUUGCAUUUGAUAAAACGGGAACUUUGACUUUCGGUAAACCUAAAGUUAUCGACGCGAAUUUUUUCUAUCCUAACGAUCCAUUGGAAAAUGCACGAUUAUUAAUGCGAAUUAUUGGUUUAGUUGAAUCGUCAAGUGAUCAUCCAUUAGCAAAAGCUGUUUUUCAAUAUACUGUAGAUCAAAAUACCAUUGAUCGAAACCUGAGUACUUCAUCGUAUCUUGAAACAGUUGCACCAGUUCUCGACUUACCGUCGAACAACGUGACACUGACAGCUGUUACAGAAGUCCCUGGUAAAGGACUCGAAGCAAGAGUAAAAGUUAAUUUAGCACCCCGGAAUUUUUUUCCUGCUAGCUAUAAUCCAGCAAUUUCUGAUUCGGAUUCAAACCACGACACGACUUCAUUAUAUUACAAUGUGUUUAUCGGGAAUGAAAGAUGGUUACGUGAUCAUAAUUGCAUGUAUCCGUCUCCUGAAAUAGAUCAAGAAGCGAAAAAUACGCUGCGGAAUUGGAAGUUAAGUGGUUCUUCAAUUGUGUUGGUUGGGUUGAGAAAGUCAUCGGAGAAGAAAGAUGGAUUGAUAUUGGCCCAGUUUGCUGUGGCGGAUACACCGAGGCCAGAUGCAGCGAAAACUGUUGCGGUAUUGAAAGCGCGAGGAAUUGAUAUUUGGAUGAUUACUGGGGAUAAUCCGAUCACUGCGAAGGCAAUUGCAGCACAGAUUGGUAUUGAGAAUGUGCUAGCAGAAGUAUCACCAGAAAUGAAAGCGGAAAAAGUUAAGUGGCUACAAAGGCGCGGUGCUUCGUCUGACAAUGAUAGCAUUGACAAAAGUAACGUAAAAACGAAACCUAAAAUCUCCAGACUACAGUCCUGGCGACUAUUUAAACACUCAAAAUCACAACAACGACGACGACGUGCAGUUGUCGCAAUGAUCGGUGACGGGAUUAACGAUUCACCUGCACUAGCACAAUCAGAUCUACCGAUUUCAAUAGCAAGUGCCACCGAUGUUGCUAUUGAAUCAUCGUCAAUUAUUCUUACGAGGUCAGCUCUCUCGUCACUUGUCACUCUAAUCACAUUGUCAAAUUCCAUAAUACGUCGUAUUCGAUUGAAUUUCUUGUGGGCUUACCUUUAUAAUAUAUUGGCUAUACCAAUAGCAGCUGGUGUUUUUUUCCCGGCUUUUCAUUUUGCUUUGAGACCUGAAAUCGCGGGACUAGCGAUGGCAGCGAGUUCUAUAAGUGUCGUUUUGAGUAGUUUAUGGUUGAAAAACUUUAAAGAACCUUAA
Molecule: messenger RNA, 3069 nt
Organism: Ambispora gerdemannii
Lineage: Eukaryota; Fungi; Glomeromycota; Glomeromycetes; Archaeosporales; Ambisporaceae
Source: the annotation of a GenBank genome assembly